Oncorhynchus gorbuscha (pink salmon) is the source of this 2346-nucleotide messenger RNA. It is a transcript of the gene slc25a15b, whose product is annotated as solute carrier family 25 member 15b. Lineage: Eukaryota; Metazoa; Chordata; Actinopteri; Salmoniformes; Salmonidae. The transcript is spliced from 8 exons. The coding region runs from base 230 to 1138 and encodes 302 amino acids. Gene Ontology annotation, molecular function: L-ornithine transmembrane transporter activity. The record is from RefSeq and is a predicted model, not a curated record. Gene Ontology annotation, biological process: mitochondrial L-ornithine transmembrane transport.
AAUGACUCACUCCGUGGCGUUAUUUUCGUGGACAGAUUUUGGGCGGAGUAAAACUAUUAUCUCGCUUCGCCUCUUCCUCUCUGUCGAAACGCACGUUUGAAUGAGAUGGCCUUGGAUACUGUGUCUCUAGCAACCUGUUCUACGUAGCAUCAAAGAUUGGCAUUGCAGUAGGAGCUGUACCAUAAUAAAGGGGGAACCCUUCAACAGGUAGUUCCAGAUCUCCAUCUCAAUGGCCCCACACCCAGUGGUGCAGGCCAUCAUUGACCUCUCAGCUGGAGCUAUAGGAGGUACAGCGUGUGUGCUGAGCGGUCAGCCCCUGGACACAGCCAAGGUGAAGAUGCAGACCUUUCCCUCCUUGUACCGAGGCUUUGUCCACUGCUUCUCCUCCACAUACAAACAGGUGGGUCUCCGAGGGCUCUACCAGGGUACCAGCCCAGCCCUGAUGGCUAACAUCGCUGAGAAUUCUGUCCUCUUCAUGAGCUACGGAUUCUGCCAGGAGGUGGUUCGCACAAUGGCGGGACUGGGAACGGAGGCUCCACUCAGUGACAUGCAAAAAGCAUGUGCUGGGUCGGUUGCAUCCAUCUUCUCCUCUCUGGUCCUGUGCCCCACUGAGUUGGUCAAGUGUCGUCUUCAAGCUAUGUACGAGAUGGAAGCGUCUGGCAAGAUCGCAAAGGGCCAAAACACGGUGUGGUCAGUGGCGAAGUCAGUGAUGAAGCAAAAUGGUCCUACAGGGUUUUUCACAGGCCUGACCACAACCAUCGCCAGAGAGGUGCCCGGGUACUUCUGCUUUUUCGGGGCCUACGAGCUCUGCCGAACCACCUUUGCUGACAACAUGAAGUGCAGCAAGGAUGACAUAGGAGUGGCCCCUAUUGUGUUCAGUGGGGGUUUCGGGGGUGCAUGCCUGUGGCUGGUGGUCUACCCCUUUGACUGUGUCAAGUCUCGCAUCCAGGUCAUGUCAAUGAUAGGGCGCCAGGAAGGUUUCUUCAAGACCAUGAUGACUAUCAUGAGGAUGGAAGGUGUAAGGGCGCUCUAUUCUGGUUUGACUCCCACCAUGAUCCGCACGUUCCCCGCCAACGGAGCCCUGUUCCUGGGGUACGAGGCCAGCCGUAAGUUCAUGAUGAAACAGUUUGACAGCUGACCUGGUCCUCCUCCGACAACGAUGUCCCCCAUCUCUUUUUUUGCCUUGUCAUUUGUACCAGUUAACCCUACUGCGCUGUGUCGUUAACCUCCUACAACACUCCGAACUGGUUGAAAUGACCUGAUUUCAAUGAGUUCUGAUUGUAAGUGGGCUGAGCUUUGCCCGCUGGGUUGGAACCCAGACUCCUCAGAGAAGCAUUUUGGCUCAUAUUAUGUUUUUAGAUACUUGACUUAAAUGUGAAUAUAAACUGAGUGUACAAAAUAUUUGGAACCUAAUAUUGAGUUGCAUCCCGUUUUGCCCUUAACAGCCUCAAUUCGUUAGGGAAUAGAUUCUACAAGGUGUCAAAAGCGUUCCACAGUGAUGCUGGCCCAUGUUGACUCCAAUGCUUCCCAAAGAUGUGUCAAUUGGCUGGAUGUUCUUUGGGUGGCGGACCAUUCUUGAUACACACAGGAAACUGUUGCGCAUGAAAAACCCAGCAGCAUUGCAGUUCCUGGCACACUUCCACCAGUGCGCCUAGCACCUAUUAUAGUACCAUUCCCCGUUCAAAGGCACUUAAAUCUUCUCUGAAUGGCAUACAUACACAAUCCAUGUCUCUAUUGUCGCAAGGCUUAAAAACCCUUCUUUAACUUAUCUCCUCCCCUUUGUCUACACUGAUUGAAGUAGAUUUAACAGGUGACAUCGAUAAGGGAUCAUAGACUGACCGGGUGAAUCCAGUUGAAAACGAUGUCAUGGACCUAAUUCUUUGUACACUCUGUGUAAGAUUGAUAUACAGGAUGCAUUCCCAGACCUGAUUUGAAACGGGAUCAAGGUCUGGAAGUGGAGUAUUUCGUCUUUUAAUUUUUUACAGUAUUAAUAAAAUACAUGUUAUUUUAUAAAGCCCUUUUUACAUUAGCAUUUGUCUGUGGUACGUCAGAGCAGAAUCUCAGAAUAGUCAUAAUCUAUUUCUUAAUCUGCGAGAGGGGUAUACUACAAAGCAGAAUAAAGGAGUUCGACAGUUAACUUUGUUAUAUAUUCAGAAUUUAAAAUGUAUAUAUAUGUUUUUAAGAAAUAAGCUUGAAAUUAGGCAUGGUCUAAUUGACUCCACAAACAAAAACACAUACAGUGGGGAGAACAAGUAUUUGAUACACUGCAGAUUUUGUAGGUUUUCCUACUUACAAAGCAUGUGGGGGUCUGUAAUUUGUAUCAUAGGUACACUUCAACUGUGAGAG